CUGUAAAGUGAGAUAAUGCAUAUUGUAAGAUGCAUGCUGGUAUGUUUCGUUUGGAGUAGCCUUAUACUGAUACUGGCAUACCUUUCGGAAGUCACUUAUCAGGGGUCGAUAGUCCCACACACCUACUACAGCGAGAGCAUCUUGCCAAACUUCUCCGUGAACAGCUUUGAGAAAAAGGAAGUUCUCUUUCAGGGUGAAGUGUUUAUCCCUGAGGCAAUAAAACGCAAAAUCAACACAGGCAGUAACCGCACAGGGUUAAAACUACUAUCAUCUCUUUACGAACACCUUCCCUCUGUGACAACAAAAUACUCUUCCGUAUCCCCGCAAGUAGAGGAAUUCAUUAAGAAGCUAAAACAAGAUUUAGAAGUGAGAGGAGUCACCAGAGACCCAUGGAAUUUAGGCACGGAAGUGGGCCACCCCGAAUGAAGUGGUUCCGCAGUCCGCGCCAGGGUUGGGAGACGUAUUAGCUGCCCUUUCGACGGCACGCAUCACCGAAGCCGGCGUUUGCCCUUUGGGGUCCAAGCUGAAGGUUCUGUUAACUCUCGAGGGGAAUCAGAAAGCUCUUUUCAAGCCGA
Molecule: messenger RNA, 575 nt
Organism: Penaeus chinensis
Lineage: Eukaryota; Metazoa; Arthropoda; Malacostraca; Decapoda; Penaeidae
Exons: 3
Coding region: 16-426 (136 amino acids)
Source: RefSeq, a predicted model, not a curated record